CUCCGAAUUCCCAAACCAUUGGCAAAACCGCCCACUGAUUUACGCACUAACACAGUUUCAAUGGUCUUAUCCCAUUAUCAUCCCCAUCUCUCUCUCUCUCGCUCACUCACUGUCACUCUUCCUAUUUAAGGUUUCUGUGUCUACGACUCUACCUUAUCCUCUCAAGCUGAAUCCAAUCUGCUUAUUCUGUAGUCAGGUUCACAAUCCAAAAAAUUUCUCUCCUUUUUAAUAGACGCAAAGAGAAGCAACAACAGUAGCGAAGAACAGAAAAUGAGUUCUACGAGCAAAGCUUGGAUCGUGGGUGAAAGCGUGGGGGUUGUCGAAGCACUGAAGGAUCAAGGAUUGUGUAGAUGGAAUUACGCCUUGAGGUCCGUCCAUCAACACGUCAAGAAUAAUUGCAGAUCUCUUUCGCAAGCCAAAGGACUUCCCUCUUCCUCUUCCUUUUCUUCAAUGGCGAUGGCUAAGAAGGUGGUUCCAAGCGAUGAGAAGAUGAAGCAAUCGGAAGAAUCUCUCAGAAAAGUUAUGUACUUGAGCUGUUGGGGUCCCAAUUGAACUCCAAAAUUUUCUACUACUCAUGAUUUGUGCCACUCCAGAGCUGUAUUACUCCUAUUUUCGCCCAAUCUGUAAAUACCGAUUGAGAAGAUUAAUUGAUUCCAGAGGACAAAGUAAAAAGAUCAUACAUCAUUCCUAAA
This is a messenger RNA of Macadamia integrifolia, 692 nucleotides long. RefSeq lists its product as uncharacterized. Bases 271 to 552 code for a protein of 93 amino acids. The record is from RefSeq and is a predicted model, not a curated record. The transcript has a single exon. NCBI's taxonomy places the organism in Eukaryota, Viridiplantae, Streptophyta, Magnoliopsida, Proteales, Proteaceae.